Molecule: messenger RNA, 1104 nt
Organism: Thlaspi arvense
Lineage: Eukaryota; Viridiplantae; Streptophyta; Magnoliopsida; Brassicales; Brassicaceae
Source: the annotation of a GenBank genome assembly
AUGCUGAAUAGAGCAGUUGCUUCUGCAGUUUCUCCAGUCUCCUCUUCUUCUUCUUCCUCGUUGGCUCUCUUACGCAACUCGAAACCUUUCUUCUCAGUCAAAAACCUCUCCGGAUUCCGAUCUUCCUCCUUCUCCGGCGGCUUCAUUCGUAGAAUCGGCCAUAAGCCUAUCCAAAUGACGAGUCCCAAUUUGACCCCGAGAGCCAUGGCAACGCAGCAGCUCGAGAACGCCGAUCAGCUCAUUGAUUCCGUCGAAACUUUUAUCUUCGAUUGCGAUGGAGUAAUUUGGAAGGGAGAUAAAUUGAUUGAGGGAGUCCCUGAAACUCUUGAUAUGCUACGUGCCAAGGGGAAGAGGUUGGUUUUUGUCACGAACAAUUCGACAAAGUCUAGGAAACAAUAUGGCAAAAAGUUUGAGACUCUUGGUCUGAAUGUUAACGAGGAGGAGAUAUUUGCCUCUUCGUUUGCUGCAGCUGCAUACUUGCAGUCUAUUAAUUUCCCAAAAGAUAAGAAGGUCUAUGUGAUUGGUGAGGAGGGUAUAUUGAAAGAGCUCGAGCUUGCUGGUUUUCAAUACCUUGGAGGUCCGGAUGAUGGUAAAAGGCAGAUUGAAUUAAAGCCAGGAUUUCUAAUGGAUCAUGAACAUGAUGUGGGAGCUGUGGUCGUUGGAUUUGAUCGUUAUUUCAACUACUACAAAAUUCAGUAUGGAACACUCUGUAUCCGCGAAAACCCGGGGUGUCUUUUCAUUGCUACAAACCGAGAUGCUGUCACACACCUUACUGAUGCUCAAGAAUGGGCAGGUGGUGGCUCUAUGGUUGGUGCUCUUGUUGGAUCCACUCAACGUGAGCCUCUUGUUGUUGGAAAACCCUCAACUUUUAUGAUGGACUAUUUAGCAGACAAAUUUGGAAUCCAAAAGUCACAGAUAUGCAUGGUGGGUGAUAGGUUAGACACUGACAUUUUGUUCGGGCAGAAUGGUGGUUGUAAAACUCUUCUCGUCCUCUCAGGUGUUACUUCAAUCUCAAUGUUGGAAAGUCCUGAGAACAAGAUACAACCAGAUUUCUACACUAGCAAGAUUUCUGAUUUUCUUUCCCCUAAAGCAGCUACUGUAUAA